Macrosteles quadrilineatus (aster leafhopper) is the source of this 1227-nucleotide messenger RNA. RefSeq lists its product as uncharacterized. The transcript is spliced from 2 exons. The record is from RefSeq and is a predicted model, not a curated record. NCBI's taxonomy places the organism in Eukaryota, Metazoa, Arthropoda, Insecta, Hemiptera, Cicadellidae. The coding region runs from base 60 to 1016 and encodes 318 amino acids.
AGAAAAGUCCAGCAUGGUAGCAUCAGUGCUUCGGCCACAGUGCAAGGAUUAUUACCACCAUGAAAUUAUUUGUGCUCGUCUCGGCAGUGACGGCAUUAGCCUCUGCCCGUCCUGAGGCAGGUUACUCCUACAGUCCGCCAUCCGGCAGCUACGGUGCCCCAUCAGGAGGCGGUGGCAGCUUCGGGGGUGGACACGGAGGCGGCGGCGGUGGCCACGGAGGUGGUAGCUUCGGUGGAAGCUUCGGAGGUGGUAGCGGUGGUGGAUACAGCGGAGGCGGUAGUGGUGGCGGAUACAGCGGAGGCGGAAGCGGGGGUGGAUUUGGAGGCGGAUUCGGAGGCGGAUUAGGAGGUGGAUUAGGAGGUGGAUUCGGAGGCGGUUUCGGAGUGAGCGGCGGAGGCGGUGGUGGCGGCGGCGGCAGCUUCGGUCUGUCCAGCUACGCACCUCAGGCUCCUCUAGUCCAGAAACACAUCUACGUCCACGUACCUCCCCCAGAGCAAGAGAUCAUCUCCUCUAGACCUAUCGCUCCUCCUCCUCCACCCCAGAAACACUACAAGAUCAUCUUCAUCAAGGCACCCACACCUCCCACACCUACCGCACCUGUCAUCCCUCAACUGUCCCAGGACUCCGAGAAGACUCUGAUCUACGUGUUGGUCAAGAGGCCCGAGGAAGCCCCAGAGAUCACCAUCCCCACGGCCGCACCCACAGCACCAUCCAAGCCCGAGGUAUACUUCAUCAGGUACAAGACACAGAAGGAGACAAGCGCUGUUGGAGGCGGAUCAGUUGGAGGUGGAAUCGGUGGAGGAAUCGGAGGCGGAAUCGGAGGUGGCAUCGGAGGCGGCAUUGGAGGUGGUAUUGGAGGUGGUAUUGGAGGAGGAAUCGGAGGCGGACUCGGCGACGGUCUAGGAGGCGGACACGGAGGCGGCAUUGGCAUUGGAGGCGGACACGGAGGCGGCAGCACCGGACCCUCAGCACCCUCCUCCAACUACGGACCCCCCGGAGCCAGCGGCCCCUACUAGACUCUCACACGACUGACCGGCCUCUGAGCGCCCCAGGGCUCCAACCUCACUGCCAUGGAGCCCCGGGGCACCUAGCGGCAACCAUCCAUGUACAGGUUAAACUCGCUUAACUUGGUGGAACUGUAUAAUAUUGUAUAAUAACAAAGGUGUGUGUUUUACCUUGCAACAAAAAACACGGUGGCAAAUAAAUGUAUUUUUAUAAAAAAAAUUA